AAACUACCGGAGGCUGAGACGAAUGGAGGCUAACCUGACCUAACAGUUAAGCAAAUGGCCCUUCACAUAGCUAAUAUUUAAAGUCUUUGAUCAGUUAAUGGGACAGAAUGCUUCAGAAUGAACGUCUGGCAUGAAAACAUUGUUCGAGGCGAGAGAAAAGGUAUAAAAUGAGAGCUCAAAGGGCGAAGGGAAGCUACCGGCAUGAUGCAGCCAUAGCAUCAGCUGAUGAAGCAUCUGACUGAACGCUGCUGAGAAUGCUGUGGAAGAAGUGAAACAGUACCUGAACUGGUCUAAAGGGAAUGGAGCUUCCAGUCACUAACCCUGCUGACCCUGGCUAUGGGCAGCAGCAUCAACACCAGCAGCCAUGGCCAGACUACAGGAGUUGGGCCCCCGUCCUACCUCCAACUGGCUCUUCUCCUGGGACGUCCAGCAGUUUUCCUCCGUCCUGUCAACCCUUCCAUUCGACCGCUGCACCUCAAAGGAGACCGACUGACAUGGGUCCUAUGUGGCAGUUACCUUCAGUGCCAGGCGGUGCAGUGGGUUCUGGCUUUACUCAACAGGCACCCUGCUGGUUCCCCUCACCGCCACACUGUAAUGGUGUAUUGAAACCUGUCCCUGAUGUCAGCAGUCCGACACAGAUGGCACCGCAGGGAAUAAAUUCACAGCCAACUAGUCCUGUGUCCAGCCCUAAAUCAGAGUCUCGCUAUGGAAUGGACCCUCAGUUACUCCCAAGUGUUGUGCAGGUGCUAAAUGAGGACAGGGCUCAAUGGGAGGGAAAAGUGUUUACCUCAGAAUCUCAGUCCUCUGUCCCGCCUCUCUCUACCACUUCCUGCACUCUAGAGGACAGAGGUAAUGCCACUGCUCGCUUUGUCCGCUCCACAUCCUACAGCUUCCCUGUUGAAGCCCAAUCAGCGCAGCAGAGCCACUUACCUCUAGCAGCAAUCUUCUGCCCUCUGGCCAAACCUGAGAAUCAAGAGCGGGCGGUGCCGGUGUGUGAGGCUGGGGAAUGUGUAAAAGGCUGUGUGGAGUGUGGUGCCUUCAUGAGCCCUGCCAUGAGCUGGCAGGACUGCGGCCAGCGCUUCUUCUGCCCAUUCUGCAGCAAACUCACGGAAGUGCCAUGGCAGUCAUAUCAGCCUACAAACAAGGGCAAGCGAAUUGACCAGGAGAAGAGACCGGAGCUCAGUUUGGGUUCUUAUGAGAUACUGGAAACCCAGAAGGGUGAGCCUGCUGUAUUGCUUUUGGCCAUAGAUGUUACCGCCAUUGCAAUAAGAUCAGGACAACUGGACUUCAUCUGUCAGCAGCUUUGUUCCUUACUGCUGUCUCUAGAUGGGGAGGAAGAUACUGACCAGUCAGAUCUCAGGGUUGGUUUGAUGACCUAUGACAGUAGGGUUCACCUCUAUGAUCUCAGCCCAAUUUUGUCCCGUCCCCACAUGAUGGUCAUCACAGAUACAGAACAGCUCGAGCUUCCUGUGAGGGAGGGACUUCUAGUGCCACUCAAAGACUGCAGACAUAUUGUGGAGAGUAUUUUACAUCAACUCCCUCUGUUUGAUGCUGAAACUCAGGAUAGCUCAGGCUCACAAGAUCUUCCUGUUCCAGCUGCACUCAAGAUCUUACAGGCUGCGGAUUGUCCUGGGAGGCUUCUGGUCUUCCACUCUUCACCACUUACAGAAAGCUUAGAUAAGCAAGGUUCCACAGGCUUCUUCACCUCCAGUAAACCAAAGUCCAUCUUUCAAGCUCCAGACUCUUCCACCUUAUUGGCCAAGGCAUGCAUCAGUCAAGGCUGCAGCAUGCAGCUAUUUAUGUUUUCGCAGCAGGAUGUGGGCGGGGCUUGGCCUGGGCACAUCCCCUUUCUGACAGGCGGCAAGCUUAUCUGCUACAACAGUCUACAGUCAGAAGUGGAGCGAGAGCGUUUCUAUGGAGACCUGAGGAGAAGUGUGAACACUGAGAUGGCAUACAAAGCUCAGCUGAGAGUUUUUGUUAGCAAAGAAUUAUGUGUGUCUGGUUGCUAUGGUGCCUUUCUCGCAAGCCCCAACUCCCGCUGUGUUGCCAUGGCAGCGCUUGAUUGGCGCACAGCCCUGGCAUUUGAGUUCACUCAUAGCAAGUCGCUGGAUGAAACGAGGGGUGUGGCCAUACAGGCAGUUCUUUCUUACAGUACCUCUAGAGGAGAGAAGAGGACACGGGUGCACACUGUUACUUUGGCUGCCUCCCAGAACCUGCUGGACACAUUCCGAACCAGCCAGGCCGAGACGCUGCUCACUUUCUACUGCAAAAAGAUGUAUUGCUCAGCGUUGGAGACUCCUCUGCAGUGUCUUCGUGAGGAGCUUCAGAUGGAGAUAACUGAGGCUUUAGCCUGCUACAGAAAACAUUGCUGCACUACCUCCAUCUCCCCCGGACAGCUGGUGUUGCCUCAGUUUCUAAAAGCGCUGCCGGUCUACAUUAACAGUCUGCGGAAGAGUGAAGUACUGCUGCCCGGCCUGCGCAGCUCCGUGCAUCAGCGCCUGCAGCUGCGCAGCCUGACCGUCUCCAUGGAUACACGCAACACUGCUGCUCAGUUCUACCCACUCAUUCUGUCUCUGCCUGUGAACUCUGAGGGAUGCAGUGUGUCCAGCAUGGAGCUGGCAGUGCGCUGUUCUGCCUCCAGUCUGCAGUCUGAGUCUCUCUACCUGCUCUACUGUCCCCUCACUCUGCUGCUGUGGGUAGGCAGCAGUGUUCCUCCUGAGGCCUUAACACAGCUCUUCAGCACCUCCUGCUUCUCAUCACUCAUGUCUGGAGAGAUAAAUCCUCCUGUGCUGGAUAACCCUCUCUCUGUCACUCUUCGAAAUCUCAUCAGCACUCUACAGUCUUAUGCAGACAUUACCCUUAAGCUGAAGGUCGUGAAGGAAGGUGACAGUUGUGAGGAGUAUCUACAGCGCCUCCUAGUGGAGGAUAAGAGUCCUAAUGGCGGGGCUUCAUAUGCCGACUUUCUGUUCCAUCUUCAUGUCAACUCUCUGCGCCGUGUUGCAGGAUGCUGACGUAUUUCUCUGCUUACAUCUGGCUCAACACUGUCUUCAGUCAGGGCCGAGAUCCUAAUUGCAUUAUUGUUCUUUAUUUAUCCCCUUCAAUAAGAACCUGUUCAGGGUAAGGAUAGAAUAGGAGGAAGCAACAUGAUGGUAAUCAAGGAUUUAAGAGAAGGAAAAGACUGCUGGGAUUGGACUGAGGAGUGUGUAAAAUGUAUGAAAGUUGGUCUCUACAGUUCCUUGUUUUUAGCAGCCUGCAUAUGUUUCUGGAGAAGAGAUAAAUUUAACAUUUCAAUCAUGAAUUUUGCACUCGGUGCAUUACUGGGAGUGGUAAAUUACAACUUGCAUGUUAAAAUUUUAAGCAAUAAGAUAUUUAUUGAGUUUCUUGCUCAUUGCAUCAAUGUUUGCGUAAUCGGUGUAUCAGUAAAGUUUGAGUGUUUAUUUAUUAUUUAUUUUUGUAUUUGACUGCAGGUCUCUGGAGUGUGGAAGUGUUAAAAUAAACAGAAGUGUGACAGAA
This is a messenger RNA of Pygocentrus nattereri (red-bellied piranha), 3513 nucleotides long. Its product is annotated as protein transport protein Sec24C. The coding region runs from base 300 to 3011 and encodes 903 amino acids. The record is from RefSeq and is a predicted model, not a curated record. Gene Ontology annotation, biological process: intracellular protein transport; COPII-coated vesicle cargo loading; endoplasmic reticulum to Golgi vesicle-mediated transport. Gene Ontology annotation, cellular component: endoplasmic reticulum exit site; COPII vesicle coat. Gene Ontology annotation, molecular function: SNARE binding; zinc ion binding. Lineage: Eukaryota; Metazoa; Chordata; Actinopteri; Characiformes; Serrasalmidae. The transcript is spliced from 21 exons.